Molecule: messenger RNA, 661 nt
Organism: Lotus japonicus
Lineage: Eukaryota; Viridiplantae; Streptophyta; Magnoliopsida; Fabales; Fabaceae
Product: photosystem II reaction center W protein, chloroplastic-like
Exons: 2
Coding region: 126-536 (136 amino acids)
Biological process (GO): photosynthesis
Cellular component (GO): chloroplast; photosystem II
Source: RefSeq, a predicted model, not a curated record
CAUAUGAAAUAAACUGGUUGGUCCCCUUUGUUUGUCCACAGAACAAACGAAGCCUCCUGAGUCAUUUGCAUCAUUUCCUUUUUCCAGUCUAUAAUCAUUCACAGUUACUAAAACAAAGAGAGGAAAUGGCAACCAUCUCCGCCACUAUCACUACCCCAUCGAUCACCCGUGCAGGUCUUGUGCAAAAGCGUCCUCUUGUGAUCUCUUCCUCUCCAGUUCUUGGUUUGCCAGCAUUGGCUAAGGUGGGAAGAGUGAGGUGUUCCAUGGAGGGAAAGCCUUCUGGGCAGGAAAGCAGCUCAAAGAUGGGAAUGGGGGCUUCUUUGAUGGCAGCUGCCAGCGCUGCAGCCAUGUCAAGCCCAGCAGCCAUGGCCUUGGUGGAUGAGAGGUUGAGCACUGAAGGAACCGGGCUUCCCUUUGGGCUCAGCAACAACCUUCUUGGUUGGAUCCUUUUUGGUGUCUUUGGUCUUAUCUGGGCUGUUUACUUUGUCUACGCUUCAGGCCUCGACGAGGAUGAAGAGUCUGGGUUGUCCCUUUAAACUAAAGCCUGGCCCUGGGUUGGGUGUGGUGAUGGUUAAUUUGUAGAAAUUGCAAAGAAUACUCCAGUCAUUUGGUGUUGUAUGGAAGCAACUUUGUGUUAUUAAUUUCCUCUUGUUUCUUUCAA